Messenger RNA from Rhipicephalus sanguineus (brown dog tick), 720 nucleotides. Its product is annotated as probable ATP-dependent RNA helicase DDX5. Gene Ontology annotation, molecular function: RNA helicase activity; ATP binding; RNA binding. Gene Ontology annotation, cellular component: ribonucleoprotein complex; nucleus; cytoplasm. NCBI's taxonomy places the organism in Eukaryota, Metazoa, Arthropoda, Arachnida, Ixodida, Ixodidae. The transcript has a single exon. The record is from RefSeq and is a predicted model, not a curated record. The coding region runs from base 1 to 720 and encodes 239 amino acids.
AUGUGGAUCAUGACGCCUAGCCAUCUCCUCUCGUUCUUGGAGGAAGGGAAGGUGAACAUUAGCAGCUGUACGCUUCUGGUGCUGGAUGAAGCUGAUCGGAUGAUGGCGAUGGGUUUCGAGAAAACGCUUCGCUCAAUCUCGGCCCCCGUCCGACCUGAUCGUCAGACGCUCAUAUUCGUCAACUCUAGAUCGAGGGAGAUUGGAGACCUUUCCGAGUGCUUGCUUAAUGACUAUCUCCAGGUUAGCAUCGGGCAUUGCAAGCUGGUAGAGAACCAGCGGGUCGAGCAAAUUGUCAUAAUCUGCGAGAAAGCUCAGAAAUGUGAACGGCUCGUCGCCUUGUUACACGACAUUCUUAGAGAAAGAGAGGACAAGGUCAUCGUCUUCGUCGAGACUAGGUUGAUGGCGGACGAAAUGGUGAUCGAGUUACGACACCGGGACUGGUCCGUCGUCGGCAUCCAUGGGGCGAAGACGAGAGACGAGCGACAGAAGGCGCUGGACGCGUUCAAGUCGGGCUCUUCGAGCAUUCUGGUGCUGACCGACGUUGCAGCUCAGCAGCUGGACGUCGACCGUGUGCGCUUCGUCGUCCACUACGACCGACCGGCGAACGCGGACGUCUACGUGAACCGGGUGCGUCGAGCUCUGACGGAUCAGGAAUGGCGUACGCCUUUCUGGCUCCUGACGACGCGCGUCACCCGAAAGAGCCCGUCUCUCACCUUCUAG